Branchiostoma floridae (Florida lancelet) is the source of this 2665-nucleotide messenger RNA. Its product is annotated as zinc finger protein 678-like. The transcript has a single exon. Gene Ontology annotation, biological process: regulation of transcription by RNA polymerase II. The coding region runs from base 20 to 1378 and encodes 452 amino acids. Gene Ontology annotation, molecular function: DNA-binding transcription factor activity; RNA polymerase II cis-regulatory region sequence-specific DNA binding. The record is from RefSeq and is a predicted model, not a curated record. Lineage: Eukaryota; Metazoa; Chordata; Leptocardii; Amphioxiformes; Branchiostomatidae.
UGAUCCCGAUAUUGCUGAUAUGGCAACAAGAGACAGCAUGCAGGGUUUGGAUGACGUCAGGAGAGGAGCAGCAGGGGGUUCUGCCGACAGUGUUCUCACCUGGCAAGGAGACAGACGUGAGGAGUCUGGGGAGGAGUCCGGUAGGAGAGACAAAGAUGUGAGAGUGUACAGGUGUGAGGAGUGCAGCAAGGAGUUCAGUAGGCUGGGUCAUCUGAAGAGGCACAUGCGCACUCACACAGGUGAGAAACCCUACAGGUGUGAGGAAUGCAGCAAGGAGUUCAAUCAGCUGAGUAAUCUGAAGAGACACAUGCGGACUCACACAGGGGAGAAACCCUACAGGUGUGAGGAAUGCAGUAGGCAGUUCAGUCAACUUAGUGAUCUAAAGACUCACAUGAGGACUCACACAGGAGAGAAACCAUACAGGUGUGAGGAUUGUAGCAGGCAGUUUUGUCAGCUGGCAAUUCUGAAGACUCACAUGCACACUCACACGGGGGAGAAACCCUACAGGUGUGAACAGUGCAGCAUGCAGUUCAGUGUGCUGAGUAAUCUUAAGACUCACAUGCGGACUCACACAGGUGAGAAACCCUACAGGUGUGGGGAGUGCAGCAGGCAGUUCAGUAAGCUGAGUAAUCUGAAGAGACACAUGCGAGCUCACACAGGGGAAAAACCUUACAAGUGUGAGGAAUGCAGCAGGCAGUUCAGUCAACUUGGUGAUCUGAAGAAACACAUGCAGACUCAUACGGGUGAGAAACCUCACAAGUGUGAGGAGUGCUGCAAGCAGUUCAGUCUUAUGGGUAGUCUGAAGAGGCACAUGCGGACUCACACAGGGGAGAAACCCUACAGGUGUGAGGAGUGCAGCAGGCAGUUCAGUGAGCUGGAUCAUCUGAAGACACACAUGCGGACUCACACAGGGGAGAAACCCUACAGGUGUGAGGAGUGCAGCAGGCAGUUCAAUCAGCUGGUUCAUCUGAAGAAACACAUGCGCACUCACACAGGGGAGAAACCCUACAGGUGUGAGGAGUGCAGCAGGCAGUUCAGUCAGCUGGGUGAUCUAAAGAAACACAUGCGCACUCACACAGGGGAGAAACCACACAGGUGUGAGGAGUGCAGCAGGCAGUUCAGUGUACUGAGUAGCCUGAAGAAUCACAUGCGGACUCACACAGGGGAGAAACCCUACAAGUGUGAGGAGUGCAGCAGGCCUGUUAGUCAGCUGGGCAAUCUGAAGACUCACAUGCGGACUCACACAGGGGAGAAACCCUACACGUGUGAGGAAUGCAGCAGGCAGUUCAGUCAGCUGGGUCAUCUGAAGAGUCACAUGAAGACUCACUAUGGACAAACUGAAGGUGUAAGGGACGAAGCAGGCAGUUCUGUGAACUAGGAAGUCUGAAGAGACGUGUACUCACAUGAACCCUACAUGUGUUAUAAGAAUACAGCAGGGAGUAUGAUAGGGAAGAUAGAAAGAAGCACAUUACACUGAAACUGGUGAGAUACCCUCGAGUGUUAGGAAUUGAGUCAGCUUGGGUACACUGAAGGAACACAUGAACACAUACAGUCAUGACAGACUCACAAGGCAGUAAACUUACACAAGUAACAGACGACCAGAGCCUUAAGAUAGCAAGCAAGUUUAGUAGGGCUAGUAAUUUCAUAAUUGAUUUGGAGCGAAAAAUGCCUAUGGGUGUAUUGAGUGCAGAAAUCUGUUAAGUCUUGCAGACUAUUACUAUAUGUAUCUUGAUGAGCUUAAAAUCAUGCAAAAGCUGGAUAUGUAGACACAUACAUUUUGUAAUACAUGUACGCAUCUAUAGUCUACUUGUUGGUAAAGUUAAGUUUUGCUGUUCUUGUUGGUUCAGCUUUGGCACGACAUUUCUUCUGUUAUAUAAGAAAUCUACUCUGUAUCUUACACACUGUAGACUUUAUUGGUCAUACUGUUAUAGGAUGUCCUUAUCUCUGUAGACUUAAUGGGCCAUAGAUUUGCAGACUAAUCUCUCUUCACAAUCUCAACCAGAGCCAGAGGAGCUUACAAUUGGCUGUUGUUCAAAUUCAUUGAUAAUCUUUUUUAACACAGCUAAAUGGUAGAAACGACGAUUGUUGUUUUAGAUGUCCACACUUUUUUCGAAAGUUUUUAUAUGCUUGUUGAUCCCUGAUCUUGUAGCUUAUAGUCAUCCAGUUUUGUUAUUUAAGUCUGGGUAGUAUUAACAUGCUUCCAAAGUAGUGAAAGUACAUUUGCGCCAAUUUCUAAGUAGUGAAGUAAAAAUUCAAAGUUCGAUGUAGUUAAAGUUCAAAGUAGGGAAAUUAAUUUCUUUAAAGUUUAUAUUAGUGAAGUACAAAGUUUAAAGUAGUUAAAAGGAAAAGUUCAAAGUAGUAAAUGUAAAAAGUUCAAAGUUCAUGGCAGUGUAGAACAAAGUAGGGAAGUAGAAAGCCAAAGUACAAGGUUCAAAGUAGUGAAAGUGCAGUGUCUAAUUUAAGUACAAAGUUGAAAGUAGUGACAACAUUUCUGGUAUUUGUUUAUUGAGUUCUCUGACACUUGUACCAGAUUUUUACAGUAGCUAUUUUCUAUGUUCCUUUUUACAUUUCAAAAGUGCUACGGUUACUUAGUUUCCAUCCAUUUGAGUUUUGCAAACUAGUUAUCAAAGAAAGCCACUUCUCGGUGAAAUAAAACGUUCCCCAA